UGAGGAUCUUUGGCCUUCACUUCCCCAGGAAAACUUGCGUGCAGAGUUGCAUGUACUUCCCCCGCCGACCAUGCUGUGGCAGUGCAGCGCUUCGUUGACCACGUUGCCAACUUCCUCUUGGCAACGAAGUAGUUGUUGUCAAACGUUGCUAAGGAAGUUGCCCAGCUACUUAUUUGUAAUCGAGACGCUCCGAUGGGCGGUAAACCGACGGUAAACGGGGCUGGGACUAUCGGAUUGAUUGUAUUUUAAUGACAAUCAAACGACAGCUAGAAUGUCUUUAAUGCCUUUGAGAAUCUGUAGAGUGUGUUUAAUCGGCCUAUGCUGAGUUAGUUUAGCGAGAAACAUGCUAGCCUAGCCGCAUUACGAUCCAGCCAAGUGUUGUUAGCCACAGAUUCAUCCCAGUAUCUGUAUUAUUUCAUUUGUUUCGAGCGAGAGGAUGAAACAGGGCGACAUUUUACAAAUCAAAGUGGAAGCGAGCCAAGGAUGACGGAGAACGGAGACGGCGCGAGGCCGGGCAACCGCAGCCCGGCGACGGUCGCCAAUGACGCUCGAGCGCCAAAGGGCCCGUCGUUGGACCGCAAAAUGUGCAAGGAAUUCAAUAACGCCCUCAAACUGCAGCAGGCUGCGCGGAACGCGGCGGGGGAUAGUCCGUACCAACCUCGACCGCCCUCACUGCCCAACAAGUGGAAGGGCAAGAAGAUGCCGGAGGAGAACGUCCGUGCCCGGAAGCUGAGAUCCAGCCAAGAGAGCCUGAGCGACCCGGUGGGCUCGUCCACUGACUCUCUCAAAGAAUUGGGUUCCCCUACGAGCGAGUCCAGCGUGGCGCCCCCCGGGGUGUUCCGGAAGAGAGGUAGCAGCCUGUCCGACUGCGAGGGCAGCCCGACGGCCGAGCCGCCGAGCGACUGCCCGGAGCUCCGGCUGCGGUCCUCCAGGGUGCGCCUGUCGCCUGUACAGUCCAGAUCGGCGCCGCUGCCCGCCCUGCGGCACAACUUCAUGUCGGCCGCGCUGAAGGCCACUAAUAGGAUUGACAAGGAUUGUUCAGAUUACUGCGCCCGGAGGAGCGACGAGAGGCUGCUCCUGCACAGGAACCUGAGCGAGAGCGACGCAGGUUCAGAUAGCCUGUCCGUCACCUCCAUGAGGUCUACCAGCAGCGUGUUGAGCCCCAUCAAACCGCAGGAAGUCAGAAACAGGAGCUUUCUGGAGGGUGGAGGGUUAGGUAGCGGCGCCCUGCUGGGGGUGGAGGAGCUCCAGCGCUACUUCCCUGACCGGAGGCUCGGAGUCUACGUGGUCACAUGGAACAUGCAGGGCGAGAAGGGCCUCCCGUCUAACCUCGAUGACCUCCUCCUUCCGACUGACUCAGAAUUUGCACAAGAUUUUUACAUUAUCGGAGUGCAGGAAGGAUGUCCUGACAGGAGGGAGUGGGAGACACGCCUCCAGGAGUCUCUGGGUCCACAUUAUGUCAUGCUGUACGGAGCAUCCCACGGUGUCCUGUACCUCAGCGCCUUCAUCCGCAGGGACCUGAUCUGGUUCUGCUCCGAGGUGGAGCACGCCACCGUCACCACCAGGAUCAUCUCGCAGAUCAAGACCAAAGGGGCCGUGGCCGUGGCCUUCACUUUCUUCGGCACGUCCUUCCUCUUCAUCACGUCACACUUCACCUCCGGAGAUGCCAAAGUGUACGAGAGGAUUUUGGACUACAACAAGAUCGUGGAGGCGUUGGCGCUUCCCAAGGGACUCCCGGAUACCAACCCCUACCGAUCCACGUCAUCUGACGUCACCACAAGGUUCGACCAGGUCUUCUGGUUCGGGGACUUUAACUUCCGUCUGGGUCACGAGCGCGCCAGCGUGGACACGAUCAUCAAGAGCACGUCGGGCGACCACAUGGACGCCCUGAUGGAGCACGACCAGCUGUCCAAGGAGAUGAAAGAUGGUUCUAUCUUCAAAGGUUUUCGGGAGGCCGGGAUCCAUUUCCUGCCCACGUAUAAGUUUGACAUUGGCAGUGACGUGUAUGACACCAGCGCCAAACAGAGGACACCAUCGUACACAGACAGGAUCUUGUUCCGGACCAGGUAUGCAGAUGACAUCCACGUGCUCAAAUACGCCAGCUGUUCCAGCAUCAAGACCUCGGAUCACCGGCCCGUCAUCGGGAUCUACCACGUCAAACUGAAGGCGGGCCGAGACACCAUUCCGUUGGGAGCGGGCCAGUUUGACCGCAGCCUGUACCUGGAGGGCAUCAAGCGGAGGAUCAGCAGGGAGCUCAAGAUGAGGGAGGCCAUGAAGAACCAAAGCAGCGUGUGCGCCAUCUCGUGAGA
Molecule: messenger RNA, 2309 nt
Organism: Hippocampus comes (tiger tail seahorse)
Lineage: Eukaryota; Metazoa; Chordata; Actinopteri; Syngnathiformes; Syngnathidae
Gene: inpp5e
Product: inositol polyphosphate-5-phosphatase E
Exons: 9
Coding region: 484-2307 (607 amino acids)
Biological process (GO): phosphatidylinositol dephosphorylation
Cellular component (GO): axoneme; nucleus; Golgi apparatus
Molecular function (GO): phosphatidylinositol-4,5-bisphosphate 5-phosphatase activity; inositol-polyphosphate 5-phosphatase activity
Source: RefSeq, a predicted model, not a curated record